Messenger RNA from Truncatella angustata, 723 nucleotides. RefSeq lists its product as uncharacterized. NCBI's taxonomy places the organism in Eukaryota, Fungi, Ascomycota, Sordariomycetes, Amphisphaeriales, Sporocadaceae. Gene Ontology annotation, cellular component: nucleus. The transcript is spliced from 4 exons. The coding region runs from base 1 to 723 and encodes 240 amino acids. Gene Ontology annotation, biological process: positive regulation of DNA-templated transcription. The record is from RefSeq and is a predicted model, not a curated record. Gene Ontology annotation, molecular function: transcription coactivator activity; chromatin DNA binding.
AUGUCCAUAAAUUGGGUUAUGCUAAAGCGCUCUGGAGAGCUGGAGCCAUUGCCGAAUGAAGAAGUAUUACAUCAGACAAAGGGCCGCCUAUCACUCGAUAUCUCAGCUCCGUCGCCGUCGACCGGUAUUCCCCCGUUCUCAUUAAAAUGCGCCCACGGUGUGGCAUAUAUCACAAGCAAACGGCUUGUCUUCCUCCCAGUACAACCCACUGAGCAAUUCAAAUCAUUCUCAUCUUUGAUACUCAAGACUGAAAACUCCCGCGUAGUCGGGGCAUCCUGGGGCGGCUUCGGGGCUAACUACUGGGAUACUGAGGUCAGACCAGAGGCCGACGGCAACAUUCCGGCGGAUUACACUCGGGUCAACAUGAGGCUGACCUUCAACGAUGGCGGGCACAGUGACUGGGCUCUCAAGUAUGAAAACAUUCGCGGACGACUUCUGCAUGCUGCCACUGUAGCGAGAGAAACAGGUAAUGCACAAGUUCUGAACUCGGUAACGGCGGAGCAACUUCCGGAAUAUUCGCCACGUGAAGGAGGAUCGAGGCAGAGUCAAACGUUUGCCGACCAGACGCAAGUCGAACGUCAAGCGGACGAAGCGGCGGAGGCAAGAGAGCAAAACCGGGCUUUGCCCGACGAGCCUCCGCCGGACUAUGAUGAGGCACAGGCACAAGCAGUCGCGAUGCAAUUUGAUGAGCGACAACGAGAAGAUGCGGAAAGGGGACGUUAA